AUGACUUCAUUCAUUCACGCUCGACAGUCGAUCGGUGGAAUUUCAUCGGAGUACAUCGCGAUGCAUUUGCUCUAUAUUUGCAUUGGUAACAUCCUAUGUGCCCUGACCCUAGCAGCCCCCACCAGCGAGGAUGAUCUCAACCAGGAUACCCCGUACAUCAAGGAGCUGCUGCGGCAGGCCAAGGCUGCGGAGAUUGAGAGCUUCAUGGACCAAAGGGCGGAUCCGUGCAGUGACUUCUACGUCUUCUCCUGUGGCAACUAUGAGCGCAUUAACUCGGCUUUGAGCAUGCAGGUGGUCACGACGGGAGUUUUCGAGACCCUGACCAACGGCCUCAACCGGAAGAUACUGAAGAUGCUCAACGCGGGUCAUGAUAGCCACGACACCCCGGAGGAUGUUCAGGUUAAGCACUUCUACGAGUCCUGCCUGCGGAUCAAGGAGCUCAACACCACUUACAGCCAAAAGUUGAAGCAACUGAUAGCCGUUGGGACGAUGCCGGUGCUCGAGGGAUCCUCCUGGAAGGAGGAGGACUUCGACUGGCUUGGAACCACCGCUCGCAUGGCCUACCGGUAUGGAAUAACUCCGGUUCUUGGUAUAGAGGUGAACAAGGACCUGGCCAGCAACCAACGAAACCGGAUUUACCUGGGCCAGCAGGACUUUCCGCUCGAGGCGCGUUCCAUGUACGUGGACAAUUCAACGGCCACCUACCGUCAGAAGUAUCGUGCUAAUAUCCAGCGCACCCUGCAGCGAUCUUUGGGAGUGAAAGUGGAUCGCAAGAAAACGGCUAAGGAGCUGAUCGACUUCGAGGUGGAUCUGGCCCAAGGAUUGGUGGACGAGAGCGAAGGCCUGGACCUGAGUGAACUGACUGAGCUGCUGACCGUGGACGAGGUCCACCAGCGGUACUCCCCCACCUUGGACAUCAAGCGAGUGUUAAGUGUGAGCAUGGGAGAGCCAAUUACCGAACAGAUCUACGAGUACAACAAACGCUAUCAGCAAAAUCUGGUUGAAGUCAUGAAGCGUACGCCCAAGCGCACCGUAGCCAACUACAUAUUCUUCCGCCUUAUCUGGGAAUUCGUUGAGACGCCCUCCGACAAGCCGGCGAAACAGAAACAGGCCUGUGUGGAUCUCACCAAGAAGUUCUUCGCCAAGAACCGAAACAUGUUCUAUCGCCGCUACAAUAAUGAGAAAUCCUCUAGAGAAAUCGAUAACAUGUGGCGUCAAUUAAAGUCUACUUUUAACGAGACUUUGCGGUCUAGUUCAGCACUGGAUUGGAUCGAGAGACCCACUCGGAAUCUGGCUAUUGCUAAGCUACAGGCCAUGACUCUGGAGGUAAACAACUAUGCCGAGGAUAACUUCACCGAAGAGUUCGCGGAUCUCAAUCUGCAGAGCUCUGACUACGUGGAGAAUGUGCGACAGACGAGUCUUCUUGGAGCCAAACAAAUGCGCGAGAUGCUUCACAAACCAGCAAAACCAUUUGAGGCGGGCUCCCAGCUCAGUUACACUCCAGCCAACAUCCUUAUAGAGAACACCAUCAAGGUUCCGGUGGCCCUACUCCAACCCUUCUACAUUUGGUCGGAUGUCUACCCCAAUGCGGUUAUGUUCGGCACCUUGGCCUCGCUAAUUGGCCAUGAGUUAAUCCAUGGGUUCGACGACAGCGGAAGAAAGUUCGAUGCCAAAGGAAACUCCAACGAUUGGUGGGACGAAAGGUCCAGUAAUAACUUCCUGAAACGCCGGGAAUGCUUUACGAAGCAGUAUGGAAGGUAUGUGUACGAUGGGAUCCAGCUCAAGGAGUCCACUUCGCAGUCGGAGAACAUUGCGGAUAAUGGAGGAAUGCGGCUGGCCUACACCGCCUACCGGAAAUGGUACGAGUCCCAAACGGAGAAGGAUCUGGCCAAGGAGACCCUGCCCAACUUGCGAUAUAACGCCAAACCUUUUUUCAUCAGCUUUGCUCAGAUCUGGUGCAACGAUGCACAUCCAAGUGUGAAGGCCCUUCAAGUUUCAACGGAUCAGCACAUGCCAGGAAAGUUCCGCGUUAUUGGAUCUCUAUCGAACUUUGAUGAGUUUUCUAAAGAGUUUAACUGUCCAUCUGGAUCCGCGAUGAAUCCCUCGGAGAAGUGCUUGCUCUAUUAACUGGGUGAAGCCAGAAUCUCUUUUUAAACUUGAACUUCAUUUUUUUGAUACAAAUUAGUUUUAUAAUUGUUUUGAUAUCAUUAAAUAAAGUUUUGACAUGUUUUUUAAA
Molecule: messenger RNA, 2236 nt
Organism: Drosophila suzukii
Lineage: Eukaryota; Metazoa; Arthropoda; Insecta; Diptera; Drosophilidae
Product: neprilysin-4
Biological process (GO): protein processing
Cellular component (GO): plasma membrane
Molecular function (GO): metalloendopeptidase activity
Source: RefSeq, a predicted model, not a curated record